CGUAACUGCGAACUUUUGUUUGGUGUGUUGUGUGAGUUAGUUUCCGCCGCCGGGACAGAGGCGCCGGCCGGACUGGGCCGGGCUCGGGGAAGCGCCGCACGGUCAAAGUUGUUUUGCCAGUUGCCGCGGCCGGGUCGGUUUUCCGACCGAAGGGUGAGAAAGUACCGGCGACAGAAGGACGAGCCGCGGCCCGGGGAGCGGGGCAUGCGGGGCUGGGAAUCCGGGCUCUGAGCCGUCGAGCCCCGCCAGGGAAGCGCCGGGGGGUCCUGACGGAGCCAUGGAUCCCGGGCAGCCUCAAGCGCAGCAGCCGCCGCAGGCAGCGCAGCCCCCGGCCCCGCAGCAGCAGCAGCCGCCGCCGCAGCCCCCGGGCGCGGUGUCGGGGGCCUCGGCCGGCGCGGUGCAGCCCCCGGGCGCGGGGCCCCCUCCGGCGGGGCACCAGAUCGUCCAUGUGCGGGGCGACUCGGAGACCGACUUGGAGGCGCUGUUCAACGCCGUGAUGAACCCCAAGGGCGCCAAUGUGCCGCACACGCUGCCCAUGCGGCUGCGGAAACUGCCCGACUCCUUCUUCAAGCCGCCCGAGCCCAAGGCCCACUCCCGCCAGGCUAGCACUGAUGCAGGGACAGCAGGAGCCCUAACCCCACAGCAUGUCCGAGCUCAUUCCUCUCCAGCAUCACUGCAGCUGGGAGCUGUUUCUCCAGGGACGCUCACACCCUCUGGAGUAGUGACUGGACCUGGAGCUCCAUCUUCUCAACAUCUCCGCCAGUCUUCAUUUGAGAUCCCUGAUGAUGUACCUUUGCCACCAGGCUGGGAGAUGGCUAAGACACCGUCUGGACAGAGAUACUUUCUUAAUCAUAUUGAUCAAACAACAACAUGGCAAGAUCCUAGGAAGGCCAUGCUCUCCCAGAUGAAUGUUACAGCUCCCACUAGUCCUUCUGUGCAGCAGAACAUCAUGAACUCAGCAUCGGGCCCACUCCCCGAUGGAUGGGAACAAGCUAUGACCCAGGAUGGAGAAAUUUACUACAUAAACCAUAAGAACAAGACUACAUCUUGGCUAGACCCAAGGCUUGACCCACGCUUUGCCAUGAAUCAGCGAAUCAGCCAAAGUGCUCCAGUGAAACAGCCACCUCCUCUGGCUCCUCAGAGUCCUCAGGGUGGUGUGAUGGGUGGGAGUAGCUCCAAUCAGCAGCAACAGAUGAGACUUCAGCAGCUACAAAUGGAGAAAGAAAGGCUGAGACUGAAGCAUCAAGAACUGCUUCGGCAGGUGAGGCCACAGGCAUUGCGGAAUAUCAAUCCCAGCACAGCAAAUUCUCCAAAACAUCAGGAAUUGGCUCUCCGUAGCCAGCUUCCAACAAUGGAACAAGACGGUGGAUCGCAAAACCCCGUGUCAUCUCCUGGAAUGUCUCAGGAACUGAGAACAAUGACUACAAAUAGUUCUGAUCCCUUUCUUAACAGUGGAACAUAUCACUCCAGAGAUGAAAGCACAGAUAGUGGACUUAGCAUGAGCAGUUACAGUGUACCCAGAACCCCAGAUGACUUCCUGAACAGUGUUGAUGAGAUGGAUACAGGUGACAGUAUCGGCCAAAGUAACAUACCAUCCCAUCAGAACCGUUUCCCAGACUACCUUGAAGCCAUUCCAGGGACAAAUGUGGACCUUGGGACACUGGAAGGAGAUGGGAUGAAUAUAGAAGGAGAAGAACUGAUGCCAAGUCUGCAAGAGGCUUUGAGCUCUGACAUCCUUAAUGACAUGGAAUCUGUCUUGGCAGCCACCAAGCUAGAUAAAGAGAGUUUUCUUACUUGGUUAUAGGGGCCUCAGGGAGACUGAAUUCUAAAUCUGUGAAGGAUCUAAGGAGAUUAGGACAUCUGUAUCUGAAGUUCAGAACAAGCCAGUGUGGCACACUUUGGCUUGUAAAUGAACAAAUAUUCAACAAGAUUCUUUCAGUUUGCUCUUCCUUGUCCAUCGCUGCUGUUAUAUAUUGCUGACUUUUUUCCACAGUUGACUCUGAAGAACAGACAUCUUGAUUUUUUUUCUAUUGCUGUUGCAACUACUGUUCGAGGGGGGUGGGGAGGGAUGAUGAGCCUAUUUGGAUGACGAAUGCCAUUCCUUCUGUCCUAGUGUGCGCUUGCAUAUCAUUUUAUCUAAGUACUCAGAUUUGAGAGUUAAUUUCUGCAUGUCACUGCUUGUAGUUUGCUUAGCUAGUUGUCUCCUGCUGCCUGUGACAAGUGGUAAAACAUGACAUACUCGGGUGACAAGCCAAAAAUGAUGUAUCUGGUCAAAAGAAGUCAAUACUGAUUUGGAGAUACAACUUAAAGGAGGGCUGAAGACUGUUUGGCAUUAAGUGUUUCUACUAGUAGCUCUUUCAUUAGUCACGAAGUGCUCUUCUUCAUAUGUUAUAGUAAAUCAUGAGUCAUUUUACAUAGAAACAUGUAUGAACUUUGAUUGUUGCCACAUACUCUAGUCUAACUUUUGUUUGUCAUCAAUACUUUGAUUAUUUUUGUUAGUUGGUUUAACUGUAGCUGUAGGAUGGGAAGUAAUUAUAGGUGUUCUUGGUUUUUUUUUAAUAGUGAAAUCUAAGGUUUUUUUCUGAUUUCACACAGUCUUAUUUAAAUCUCAAUUGUCUGCUUUUUUAUACUUAAAACAUGCCUAUUGUAGCCUGAUAAGCUAGUGAGUACAUAAACCAGUAUGUUUUGCCUGUAACUUUUUUAUUUUUUUUAAAGGCUAGUUUUGAAUGUAAUCAUUAGAAUUUAUGACCAGUGGCUUAUUUUUCAUGUAUAUUUGCAAGAUUUUAAAUUAGAAUCUGAUAACAGCAAUGUAAAAGUUAAAAUACUGUGUUGUAUGUACAAUUUUUAAAUGCAUUUUAAAGUAGCAGAAACCAUUUUAAAAUUACAUACAUCUAAUCUCUCUUCUGGUUUUCAGUUUUGAUCUCUGAGUUUAGAUUUUAAAAUACUUAAUGGAAAAAAAUUGGUGAAAAAUUAUUCUCAAGUUAGCAUGGAUAAAAAGUCUGAACCAUUAAUGUCACUGUGCAUUGCAAUGAAAAGGCUAGAACACUAAAAAAUUCUCAAUUAAAACUUCUAAGUGUAAUAGUUAUUGAAUUCUGUUUGGUGAAAAAUAAGCCCUGGGCACUAUAUGUAGAAGAAUGUAAAGAUAUGUGUUAGAUGGUGACAUGAGCAGGUAAUGAAGUGUAUAUUAGUAGUAGAGCUUAGCAUGGGGUAGAGGUGAAUAUGAAUUAUCUUUAUUUUAACAGGAAAAGAUGUAUCACUAAGUUGUCUGCAGGAGUUGACACAAGUUUCCAAAGAGUAUUUUUAAAUGAACAAAAUGAGCAUGAAUCAAACUUUCAAUAUAAGCUAUGAAUUUUUGUGGGGCUUUUGGGCUUUUUCUGAUGAAAAAGUGUCACCAGUUAACACCUCUGUAAUUAAGGGCCUGUCACCAUUCUCAACAUGAGCCUUUAUUUUCAAGGGUGUAUAACGUGACUAUAAAGAUACUGUAAGCGUGUAACUUGGUUUUGAAAAAAAA
Molecule: messenger RNA, 3511 nt
Organism: Neopelma chrysocephalum (saffron-crested tyrant-manakin)
Lineage: Eukaryota; Metazoa; Chordata; Aves; Passeriformes; Pipridae
Gene: YAP1
Product: Yes associated protein 1
Exons: 9
Coding region: 278-1804 (508 amino acids)
Biological process (GO): hippo signaling; positive regulation of transcription by RNA polymerase II
Cellular component (GO): cytoplasm; nucleus
Molecular function (GO): protein binding; transcription coactivator activity; transcription corepressor activity
Source: RefSeq, a predicted model, not a curated record